UCCAUUUUGUUGCAAUUCAGACGGAGUCGGGAGAUAGAGAAGUGGCGUCAUAGGGCUACUUUUAACACCACACAACAGCUAACUAAUCUUCAAGGGUGACAGAUGUGUAGGAAAUAUAGCUUGCUGUGCUUCCUUACGUAGUCCACCGAGGGGUCGUAAAGGCUAAUCGCAUAUUUUCCCGGACGAAGGGCUUUUUAACACCCAAGCCUGAGGAAGUCGAGGUUUUCGGCUUCUUGGAUCAUCGUGUGCCGAGGUGAAUUGAUGUUCAGCUCGGCUCAACGGGAAAACUACGCUCAUUGGCACAUGAAAGCUUCAGACCUUGCUGGACACAGAAGUACAGCGAGAAGUAGACAGAAAACUACUUCGAGGAACUGGGACCCGAUUGGAGGUGAAAUAUUGAGGAGAGACUUCAUCAACUUUCUGACAACAAAGAGGUGACACGUAGUGCAGACGCAUUAUGGGAGGUGGAGAGAGAUACAACAUUCCAGUUUCCCACCAUGAGCGCCCGCUUCCCAAGAAGAACCAUCAACUUGGCCGCGCUAAGCAGAGAAGCCGUGACCAGAACGGAGCACCAACUUCUGCAGGCGGGGCAGGUGGCCUUCAUCAUCAUGGCCACCGCCGGAGCGACAAAGGCGCAACAUACCACAGGUCUCCAGAGGCGCGGCAGGCCGCGUCUGCAGAGAAGAAUGCUUCUGAUCGCUUUGCCACCAACUAUGAUCACAACUGGGAGGGUGCAGUGUCUCACCUGAACACGCUCCUGGCCACACAGGGAAGUCCGAGCUAUGCAGGGCCUAAGUUCAGCGAGCCACCCUUGCCUAGUGUGUUGCCCAAACCCCCCAGCCACUGGGUGUCCUUCCCAAUGGGCUCCUGUGACAACAGGGAGAUGAUGGCCUUCCAGCUCAAGAGUCUCCUCAAAGUGCAGGCCUGAGAGGCAUACCCACACUUAAAAGAAAAGCCAAUGUAAGAACUGGGACUCUUUGAGGGCACCCACCCACCAGGAACACCUCAGUGCUGUAAUCCUUUUUUAGCUGUUUUUAGAUUGAACUCUGUGUUAGGAGGCAUUUGCAGUAAUGCAAAAUGUUUAUUCAACACUAUUUUUAGACUAAUAUUUUGAGAUUACAGCCUUGGAGCCUUGCUGGUCGGUAAUGCCUUUAGUGGAGUCAGUUUCUGUGACUAAUGACAAACUGGAUAUCCUUUCUACUUCUGUUUUGUUCUUUUUAAUGUUGGCUGUCAAAGCAGUUUGAGUGUGCUUUUUUCCCUCCCAAACAAGGGUUAUAGUAUAGGUCAGGUAAAUUCCCAUCACUUUUACAGUCCAUUUCUGUGGACAGACAUGCUUUUUUAUUUUUAGUUUCAUGAUAAGCCUUUAUGGUCGCCUCCUUAAAGCUUAAGGUGCUAAAGCAAACUCACAUUUGUAGCAAUUGUUUUUUGACUAGGACCCACCUUUUCUUGUAUGGAUCACAAUCCUUGUUUGGGAUGAAAAAGACACUCGACUGCAAUUCUGCAGGGAAAAAAAGCUAUCUGACUGGAGGUAAUACGGUGUACAGUACAGGUCAAAGUAUAACCUCAAACCGAAGGGUAAAAAGAGACCAUGGCACACAGGCCUUGGACGGUUGACUCCUGUACUUCUUUUUUAUUUCUUUUUUUUUUUUUAUUGCGCUGUGCGCACAUGCACUAUAGGAGUUGAGCUUGUCUGAGGCCCAUAACGCUCUAUCAUAGCAUUAUUUUGUACAAGUCCUUUAUUAUUGUGGUUGAAAGAUGUAUGAAGUGCUGUGUGUAACCAAAGCAAUGUUUUUGCUGUAUUUUUUUUUUUUUCCUUCUCUGUUUUGGACAUCGUGUGUGGUCGGCAUUAUUGCCAUUGCCACUUUACCUUGCCAGCCCGAGUGGUGAAUGGUCAGGGUCCCCAAAGUCACUUCUAACUGUUCAUCGUUCAAUCAGUGCUGUUAUUGCUCCCCAGUCUCAGCUUUUUCAGGACAAUGCUGCAGCUUUAACACGCGGAAGAGGGCCAGGCUUAGCUGUGUGACUGUUAAGUUCCACUUUCUCUCUGUCAUGGUCCUGUUGUUGGCUGCACGCAUUUGUAAGCAAGGUAAGGCAGAGCUGAGGGAGGUUUCUGAAGCGAAGUGACCCCAGGGACUCAACAUGAGGCAUGAGGCUGGUGUUAUGUUUACAAAAUAGGUCUCAGUGGUUGACCAUCCCAUAACUCUAUGCCUCUUGCCUCUGCCUCUUGUUUACCCUCUUGCACUGCAAUCAGACUAGUGUUAAUAAGUUACAGGCCAGGAUGCUAUUGAAAUGAUGGAAGCGUAAUUGACUAUCUCCCUAUGGAUUCUCUAUUUUUGUGAUUCAAUCCUCUGAGGCUCUUUUUGCUUUCCCCUUGCAGAAUUGGUGUGGUUUUUGGCCAGCUUAAAGAUGACAAAACAAAGUAUGAGAGCUUGUUGGUGUUCAAGAGCCAUGUAAAUAAUGAAAUGUAAAAAAAAGUACUUGUAGCAUAUGUACAUUUGCAGGCCGAGUUUGAGGCCUGUCUGACAAAAGUAUUUUUAGUAAAUAACACUGAAUGUAUAAGACAUGCUAAGGCCAUGUCUUGACUUCAAUGUCUUGACUUCAAUACUGAAGAAUAUUUUUGUUAAAAAAAAUGCCUAUUGCAUUUCUCAGAACCCCCUGCACUGUAAUCUUUCCAGAGAUCUUGCACAUGUUUUUUAUUGUUUUGUAUUAUGCAGUGUAGGGUGAAAUAUGCUACGGGCAAAUUAAGUAAGACUGCAAAAUAUCAAUUGGAUCCUGGAGGAGACUUGCCUAUGUAUGAAUUCGAGUUGUGAAUGUGCUUACGUUAUGUAAGCGUGAUGCUUUUAAUUUUGAGUUGACCUGUUUGUGCCUAAGUUGAAAUCCAUGCUGAAACUGACUAUUUUCAUUAGGUGGCAAUGCUACAAAUUGACCAAUUAUCAUCACACCAUCUUCAAUUCUCAGCUGUUCUUCCGCCAGCUGACAACUGAACUUGGCCCCAUGCUGUUUAGGUUUUAGUUACUAUUUUGUUGUUCAUGUGAAGUUUCUUUCUUGCUCUGAUUGAGUCAUUCAUGGCAGUCUCCUUUAUUCUAAAUUUGAAAUGUGUAAUGAAUUGGCUUUUAAUUUGUCCCCCUGAUAAAUGUCACUGAAGAUGAAAAGAAAAUGCCCUGUUUAAGAUUAGUAACAAUUGGUGUGUAAAAGAAAGCAAUCUGUGAAUUGAUGACAAAUUUGACCAAAAAUAAUAAAUCCCUUUCCCUCCCCCCUA
This is a messenger RNA of Perca fluviatilis (European perch), 3256 nucleotides long. RefSeq names its product proline-rich nuclear receptor coactivator 2 (gene pnrc2). Gene Ontology annotation, biological process: nuclear-transcribed mRNA catabolic process, nonsense-mediated decay. The record is from RefSeq and is a predicted model, not a curated record. The transcript has 3 exons. NCBI's taxonomy places the organism in Eukaryota, Metazoa, Chordata, Actinopteri, Perciformes, Percidae. Bases 458 to 928 code for a protein of 156 amino acids. Gene Ontology annotation, cellular component: P-body; nucleus.